AUGCCCUCAGCAUCCAAAGCAGAGAUUGAAGAAUGGGAGCAGCGUAUUGAAGAGGUCACAGAGGCCAUUCAAGACAUCCUGCAAGAAGAUCCCAUGGAGGCACUACAGAGAAAAGCGAUACGUGAGGCCAGGCAGCGCGAGGAGAAGGAGAAACUUGAGAAGGAACGACUUGCGAAAAUAAAGAUUCGCUACGAGCCAAAGUAUUACAAUCGCUUUGAACGGGAUGAUGUCAUUGAUGCGAUGCUCAAGGAGGCGGAUUUACCUUCGCGGAAAACAACCGCCUCCCAUCUCCGGGUUGGCGACGACGUCACCGCCGCCUACCUCAGCAAAGGGGAGAAAAUUUCACUCCAAGAAGCCCAGCGGCUGAAGCAGGAGGCCGCGAUCGCCGUGCGGGGUCGGGAAUGGGGCCGCGCGGAGGAACUUUACACCAGCGCCAUCCAGCUUCAACCCGUUGAUGAGAGUUUGCUGACGGUGCUGUAUAACAAUCGGGCGCUCACACGAAUCAACGGGCAAAAAUUUCUUGAGGCGCUCGGGGAUGCCUCGUUUGUGCUCCAACGCGAGCCGAACAACCUCAAGGCGUUGCUCCGACGCGCGGUUGCUCUUCGUCAUCUGUAUCGUCCGGUGGAGGCUUUAAACGACAUCACGAAGGUCCUCGAGUUGGAGCCGAAAAACGCGGAGGGAUUGGUGCAACACGCGUGGCUGCGGAAAGCCGAGUUGGAGCUCCUUGAGAGCAACCGAUUUCUCGAAACCGAAGCGGCGGAGCGCGCGGGGCGUCUUUGCCAGCUCAUCUCCCUGCUUUCCUCGCCCGAAGUGGCAGGGGCGGUCGGGGGGGGGCUUGCGUCUUCCGCUUCGUUUGUUUCUCUCGUGGAGGCGCUCUGGGAAGGGGUGGAUAUCCUGCACGCUCAGGGGACGGGCGCAUGCGUGUUUUUUGCGCAUCGUGGUGGGUUGUUGCCCGCGGUUUCCGUCGCGCGGCGCCUCCUGCGCGCGGAAUCCUCCCACGCGGCGGCCCCUUCCACCACGGACGACCCCGCCGCAUCGGAGCGGGAUCUCGAGGAUCCCCGGCGAUCGGCGCGGCUUCAGGCUACCUUGCUCAUUCAACUGCUUCAGAUUCUCGCGGUGGUGUGGGAGGGGUCUGAGAUUUCCACGCAGAUGAUCGAAACCGCCGUGGUGGGGGAUUUCAUCAACGCGUUGAUCGCCCGCCUCGUGGGGAUGGUGGGGCAUCCCCACCUGCCGGAUGCGGCUGGGGCGCCCACCUCCGACUCAAGGGGUUCCGUGUGCCUCCGGGGUUCGCAAAGGGAUCGCUUGGAUGCGAUCCUUCAAUGCCUGCGAAGUCUCACCCUUCGCUACGGCGAUCUCGUGCAGGGCGCGGUGGAAAAGCCGCGGGAUCGCUCCGGCGACGGGCUGCUGCUCGGCCUGUGGCGGUCGCCGUAUUUUGAAACCCCCGGAGCGACCGCGCGGGGGUGGGUGACGCUUUCCUACUUUGUGGGGUGGUUGGAUGCCCUUUUAACGGAUGGAUCCGCCUGGGAAAGGCUCUCGUCGGCGGCCUCGGAAGGCGGCCUUGGGCGGCAGCUUUUCCCCGCCCGAGUCGGCGACGACGGCGAGGACGACGGGGUCGUGUUGGGCGUCGUGAGGCGCAUUUUUAACCCGCCUUGCCUCGGCCCUUCGCAAAAGGGGGGGUUGCCGGCUUCGAUGAGGCCGUGGAUGCAAAACGCGGCCGCGGAGCUCGCGCUUCACCUCACCUCGAUGGCCUCCCGCCGGCGGGAUCCCGAGGUGGGGGGGGAGGGGCUUCGAUGGGGGGUUGAACGGCUUGCCACGAAGGGGUUUACCGAUUUGCUGCGCGACGCGUUUCGGUCGGUUUUCGCGCGAACGUCGCCGUCGCCUUCCGUGGAGGAUUCCCGUCUCCUCGAGGCGCUCUACGCCGUGGUGUACAACCUCACCCUCCUGCAACCCACCCGAGGGGCCUACGUGCGGGGGUGGUCCGGGGGAUCCUUUUCCCUCGUCGAUUCGACGUUGCAUCACCUCCUCGCGCGGGAAUGCACGGCGGCCUCGGGUUUGACGCCCCUCUCCGCGAAGAUGUUCGGCGUCCUCGCGAAGUUUCUCACGGCCGGCGAGGCCGCCUUUCCACCGGGGAUCGCGCGAGGCCUUUGGGGGUGGAUCGCGGCCGCGGAAGGGGUUUUGGAAACCGCCGGAGGGGAGACCCCUGUGGGGCUCGCGUGGGAGCAUCUCGAGCACCUCACCACCAUCCUCGCCGCGUUGCCGCAGGAAGUUGGGGGGGUGGAAAUCGAGAACGCCGGGUGGCUGGUUCGCCUUAUUGCGUUCAGUCCGUUGCGGUUGACGGAGGCUUUUUUGCACGCGAUGGGAAUGGGGGAGGGGAAUCCGACGCCGUGGAUCGCCUCUCCCAGCGAGCCCGUCGCACCUUCGGUGGCGGCCGUCGUGGCGGCUGGGAAUGCCGCCCUCCUCCUCUCGAGGAUUCCCCCCCCUCCCACCCCAUCCGAGGAGGCCGUCGCGUUGCUUCUUCGAUGGAAAGCCGUGGAGGUGCUUUUGCAGGCGCUUCGCGACGCGCACAACUCCGCUCAUUUGGUUUCUCGAGAAAGUGUGGAGAUGAGUAAAGAAAAGAAAACCCCAUCAGGGGUGGUUUCCUACCUGCAGCGCUGGAGCAACUAUCUACGAUCCACCACAAAAAACCUGGCGAUUGCGAUUUCCAGGGUUUGCGCGAUCGGUGGGGAACCUAUCAAGGACCAACUUCGCGAACUGAAGGGGUUUGAAACGUUGUUGGCGGUUCAAAAAUAA
Molecule: messenger RNA, 2790 nt
Organism: Phytomonas sp. EM1
Lineage: Eukaryota; Euglenozoa; Kinetoplastea; Trypanosomatida; Trypanosomatidae
Source: the annotation of a GenBank genome assembly